GCGAUGUUUUCUACAUCCUCUGUAACCUGAAACCUAUCUUUGCAGUGAGCAGAAUGCCGCAAGAUGCGCCGGCAGACACGGCUGGUCCGUCGUCACCACCUCCCCGAAUGCCCGAGGGAUGGCUCCCUCAAUGGGAAGGGGUCCAGCGCAAGUGGUAUUACGUCCAGAGAGCGACCGGUAAAUCACAAUGGGAAAUCCCCACCGAGCCUGUCGUUCUUACGCCAUCAACAACGCCCACGUCGAUCGGUACCGGCCCCUCACAAGCACCACCCUCGCGACCAUCAACAAACAGCCCCCAAGUGACAGGAUUGACAAAUACAUUGGCGGAAAGAAUUGAAGCUGCCGCAGCCGGUGCGAGGACCUCCGUAGGGAAUCGCGCUUAUUAUGUCUGCACAUUCAUUAGCUCCCUAGAUGCCCAGCUCAAUGGACAGCCUGCGGCCACGUCGCUCGGUUAUCCAGGAAAAGCAGGAUGGUACCAAGACCAGACUGGCCAGCACCUUGACCAUACAUACGGCCAACAUGCUUCAUUAACCGAAAUCGGAUUUAAUUCGGGACUGCAUCAUCAUGGAGCUUCCGGGAAUAUGAACAUCGACUCAUCUUCAUAUUACCCCGGUAAUUCGCUUGCCAAUCACGCUGUUGGCCAACAGCCAUUUAUGGGCAACUCCUGGGGCCACAAUUCCAAUCCACUGGCAGGAUACAACCUCCAACAGCAACAUGAUCCCUAUCAAAACUUGGUCAUGGGGGGCUCUCAGCCAUCACAACACAUGGAAGCUUACCCUUCCUCGGUAGCUAUCCCAGAGGGCCAAAUUUCAGGUGUUAGAGCUGAUCAAGCCCCGCCUCAGCCUCAAUGGCGGGUGGAGCAACAAUCUGUUCACCAAAACGCUCCACAAUACACCGUCUCCACAAAUCCUGGCUCCACCAACCCAUCCCGACCAUAUCUUGGCUCAUAUCCAACACCACAAACAAACGGUUGGUCACCUGGAGAAUUCACCUCACGGUCUUCACUCUCAUCCGAACACUCGCAUCCAGGAAGUGAUUACAAUUCGAACCGGUCCACACAACAGGCAGGCCAUUCGAUGUCACGAUCUCAAUCUCACCACAACUCGUUCCACCAGCAAGCCGCUCCAUCCCACAUGCAAUACAGCGGUGCUAAUAUGGCAGGCUCUCGAUCUGGGACGGGAUUCAACUCUAUGGUAUUCCCGCCGGCCCCAGAAACCCAACCUCUCGGCCAUUUCUAUCAAAAUUCUCUCGCUCAGCCCGGCCCCCAUCAAUACAUGCCUCAACAGCAGCAAAGUAACCCCGGGGGCAACAUGCCCGGCGUUGGAUAUCCGCAUCAAUACAUGCAGACUUCCGGUCAAUACAACGAGUGGCCUGGUGCCGAUCUUCACCUAUCAAGAAUUUCGGCGUCGGAUCCGCAAUUUGUCAGUGGUCCAUGGGGAUCGUCGCCACCAACAUCGGGUCCUCCACCCUCGACUUGAUAUGAAUGAUAUGAAUUGCAUGAAUUUUGAGAACUUGGCAGUUAUGAAAUGGUAGUUCUGCUUCAUGUUACAUAUCAC
Molecule: messenger RNA, 1556 nt
Organism: Penicillium pulvis
Lineage: Eukaryota; Fungi; Ascomycota; Eurotiomycetes; Eurotiales; Aspergillaceae
Product: WW domain-containing protein
Exons: 4
Coding region: 54-1478 (474 amino acids)
Molecular function (GO): protein binding
Source: RefSeq, a predicted model, not a curated record